Carassius gibelio (silver crucian carp) is the source of this 2914-nucleotide messenger RNA. Its product is annotated as lymphocyte-specific protein 1-like. Gene Ontology annotation, biological process: muscle contraction. The record is from RefSeq and is a predicted model, not a curated record. Gene Ontology annotation, molecular function: calmodulin binding; myosin binding; actin binding. Bases 203 to 1834 code for a protein of 543 amino acids. The transcript has 14 exons. Lineage: Eukaryota; Metazoa; Chordata; Actinopteri; Cypriniformes; Cyprinidae.
AGAGACAGAGGAAAGGGAGUGAGUGAAACAGAAAGAGAGAGAGAGAACGAGACUGACUAAAUCCUGUUCAGUGAAAGAGGGGGAGCACAUUCACACCCUUUAGAGGACUCAGUGAGAAUCAGAGUAACACACUGAGAUACCAUCUUCAGUCACGGCAAGGCUGCUGGGUUCUCAGUGAGGAGAUUCAGAGAAACAAAUAAACAUGUCCAGCUCAAUCCUGCGACGACAUUCCAGCAAAAAGGGAUUGGAGAACCUCCAGAGGAUCACUGUUCAGCGCAGCCUGGAGGAUGCGGAAGAAAUUGAAAGAGAACAACGACGACGUGCAAGAACCAGUUCCUCUACUGAGCCGUCUCAACCCACUGUGACCCCACAGGACAGCCCUCGCACUGCACAGCCUCAGGACAACCAGCAUCAGAAUGAUCUGGUUUCAAUCUGCCCAUCCUCUUUGGAAGAGGACGAAGGCUUCAGUGAUUGGACACAUUUGAGCAGACACAAACAGGGACAAAUGGAACAUAAAGAUGUAGAAACGCAUCUCAAUGGCUCCCGUGACUCAAAACGGCAGCUUUGUUCCAGCUCCGCUCAGCAAAGUAAACGGCAUGAUAUCAAUGUGUUUGACAGCACCCCAGUCAUAAAGACACGACCCUCCCUUUCAAAUCAGCACAACCAAGAUGAGGAUGGUGAUGAUGAAGACUGGGGUGCCAGAGAGCAGGAAAGAAGAGAUAACAUUAAUGCAGCAGAGGAGGAGGAGGGAGAGACUGGACGGUGGUGUGCAGAGGAGGAAGAUCCAAGAAGGGUGAAAGCACAUGGGUCAUCUUUCUGGAAAAAACAAAACCAGAGCUGUGACAUGGAUGAGAAGAGAAAAAAUAAGGCAGAGAUGAAGAUUUCCUACACCUCUACUGUACUCCUCCAACAGAAUGGGAGACAAUACAGUACUAAUGGACAAGAGGGGAGGAGAACAAAUGACAGAGAACUAAAGAUACAAAGCAACAUGGACUCUUCGGUCGAUUCAGCAGCUCUCAGCAGUGCAGUGAGUGUGUCUGAGGAAGUGUUUGUAAAGAGCAGUGAGGAGGACCAGGAGCACAGACAGGAGACAGGAGAUCAUGAGGAGACUCAUGAGGAGGUGCAGAAGAGGAUGAGAGAGGAGGAGCGAGAGAGGAAGAGAAGGGAUGUGAUGGAAAAGCUGAAGAGGUUGAGUAUAUCCAGUGCAGAUCCAGAGGAGCCCUUCAGUCCUCUCAGCCCCAGGAGCCCCUCCUACAUGGCUGAGGGUGAGGAGUGCCAAACAGAAGGUACAAGCUCGAUUACUGAGAGGACUGAGUCUCUAAACCGCUCCGUAAAAAAACAGAACAGCAUAAAGAAGACCCAACCUCCCACGAUCAUCUCGAAGUUAGAUGGCAGACUGGAGCAGUACAACCAUGCCAUUGAGGAGUCCUGUAAAGAGGGCCAUGUAGUCAAGGUAAUGGACGUCCCAACACCACCAGAACCUGUAUCUGCUCGGAAGACCCUGUUUGAGGCGGGAGAGGCCUGGAAUCAGAAUUCAACAAAGGCUGUGUCCUCCAAGGAUACAGAGGGAAUGAAAGUGGGUGUGGCAGAUCUAAUUAACCAAUGGGUGAAAGGAAACAGUGAUGUCAGCACCAAGAGCUCCUCCUCCAAAGCAGCUUGUCAGGAUGUUAAGGCUGGUGAGGUGCGUAACAUAAAAUCCAUAUGGGAGAAUCUGGGAGACGCCUCAUCACAGGAUAAACCAAAUGCAAAGGGAGUUGCUGGGAAGAAGUGCAAAUUUGUUGAGAGUGGGCACGGGAAAUAUGAGAAGGUCUUCAUUAAUAACGACACAAACUGAAGAACAAUUGGAUGCCAAUCACAAAGAUGUCUGAAGACAGGAUGCUGAUGAUCAUUUUCCUUCAGUUAUUGCACUGUAAAAAAUUUAAACCCACUAAAAUUGAAAACUUGUUUUAAUUGCUUCCUCAAGCUUUAAGUAAAAUCAAAGUGGUGCCAAGGCCACAGACUAAUGAAGAAAAUCAAGUUGAAACUUUAAAAAACGAAUAUAAUCAAGUACAAGUGACAGAAAUUAAUGUUCAAAGUGAAAUGUUUGGAAACAGAGAUGCUGUUGUAAUGAUGGAAAAAUUAUAGUGGGGUUUUUAGUUAUUGUUUAAAACAUCUCAUUUAUGUGUAAACUUUAAAUCUAAAUGUGUCCAAUCCUGCUCCUGGAGAGCCACUGUCCUAAUUUUGGUCAAAACAAAAGUAUUUUUCCACUUACACAUAUAUUACAUCAGGGUAUUUCAGUUGAGUGACUGUCUAAGUGUUUAGUUCAGAUGGAGGAACAACACCAGUCAGUAUUAAAUACAAAAUGCAGUCCUGAAGAGGGUAUCAGAAAUGAUCUGAGCUGUCAUCUUAGAAAGUGCUAUAUAUUAAUUUACUGAAAUUAUUUUUUUUUUGUCAAAAUGUUGUAUUAUUUUUUAUCUGUUAAAAUUCUCUUUUUAAUAAGCAUUUCAUGGUAAAUGUUUUAGCCUCUCCAUCCUACUCUCGUUUUUUUGUCAUUUUUCUUCCCUCAUGAAUUGUUUAUCCAUAUAAGUGAAUACUAUUCUAUUAAGUAUCAUUACACAGUCAACAUAUGUAAACCAAUCAACUAAGUGACUGAGCAGUGGAAGGUGUAUUUGUCACAAAAAGUCCAAACUUAUACAUUUUGUAUAAAUGUUUUGUCUCUCUGUCCAUACUAUUGCAAAUCUGUCCUCUUCAGUUCCAUACUUUUAUAUGAAUUUAUAAAUUCUGCAACAAGAAGUCAUUUUGUAGAGAGGUAAGUUUAUUACCUCUGUUAAUUUAGGUUGAUGAGCAUGCAUGACACUUGCAUAAUAUGACAGAAUUGACUAUACAGAAUUUCACCAAAUUAAUAUUCUUGCAAGUAAAACAGUCUGUGACUCAC